Molecule: messenger RNA, 1794 nt
Organism: Ilex paraguariensis (yerba mate)
Lineage: Eukaryota; Viridiplantae; Streptophyta; Magnoliopsida; Aquifoliales; Aquifoliaceae
Source: the annotation of a GenBank genome assembly
AGCUCGUGAUUCUUCCCUCCUUAUGGAGACGAAUCGUCUUCGACCUCUACUCAAUCAAGCGAUUUCAUACUCUUCUCAACUUCACAGACUCCGCUUCAUCUCGUCGUCGGCCAUCGUCGGCCAGAGAGCCUGGGGCUUCUUCUCCGACGAUCCGGAAGGUGGGAGCGCCGUGUACCGUCACGUCCUCAAGUUCCAGCGACCCUCCACCAUAAAGUAUCGCUCUCAGUUGCACAACUCCGUUAGCUUCAUCGGUACAAUCAACCGUCCGUUGACAAGAAUCAACAUCGGUAACGGUCGAUUCGGUGUACAUACCAUUCUUAAUGUCAAGACUUACCGUGACUACAAUCAGUCUUUUAGGGUAUUAUUGAAGAUGUGGGAUGAGAUGGCGGAAAUGUCUGUGCAACAUCUGAAACCAAAUGAUCUUAUAUAUGUUUCAGGUCAUUUAGGAUCAUACGCGAUGGCUGAUGAGACUGAAGAUUUCAGAAUGAAUUACAAGGUUUGAAAUGCUGUCGGUGUUCUGAGUCUUCUGACUUCUUUUUUUUUUUAAUCUAAGAUGUGUAGAUCCUUGUUAAUAGGAGUUUAGAUCUUGGGCAUGAUAUUGUUUUCGCUAGUGUUACUGUAAUGUUUCUUAGCUCUCCUUGUUUAAAUGCAUAAGUGAUUGCUGCUAUGCUGAACCUCUGAAUAUGUUUUCUAAGUUCUUUUUUUUGUUUUGUUUAAAUUUAUUAGAGAUUGCUGCUAUGCCUUUGAACCCCUGAUAUGUUUUCCAGGUUUUUUUACAACUCAUGUUAUAACUAGACAGAACCCCUAAUAUGCAACAACCAUUGAACAUCGAUACGAGUGUUUAGAUGGGUUAUGAGAUGUAUUCAUUUCUCAGCCUCAUUUUUGUGCUUUACAGGCUUGAUAAGUAACUUUAUUUCUUUUUCUUUUCAGUUGAAUUUCUUAUCCAACUUUUUUUUAUGUAAAUCUCAUUUUUUAAUCCUUAAUAUAGGUGUUUGGUUUCUUAUAAAAAAAAGUUGUCAAUAUUAAAACAGCAAUGGGCUUGGCCAUUUUGUUAGUUUCACACAUUUGAAAUAGUUAUGCUUGUUGUAUUGAGUUGUUGUCAAUAUCUUUUGCUAGAAGAUUGCGUUAGCAAUUUUUUCUUUUUCUUUUUUUUUUUUUUGAUGUGGGGAACUAGGGAAAGGAAAACCAAACAAGGCACAAAGAAACUGUAACUGGAGAGAGCAUCUGAUCAUGUGGGAUCCUUAUUACGAAGCUGCCAUAAGGAAGCUUAGAGGCUGACAUAAGGAAUUUCCGUUGUCAUUUCCAAUGGAAACGUCGGAUAAUUCAAAUUUAAGUGAACUUCUAAGAGCCCUUUAAGGAGGAUAGAGGGGUCCCCGGAUGAUAUAUUUGCCUUGAUGCUACUUGUGUAGAUGUGACCUUUAACUGGGAAAUCCUGUCUAGUGGUUUUGCAACCAUGUGCAAGCAUGCAUGUGCUUGAUUUUCUGGGUACAUUUGUGUAGCUCACGACCACUUGCAGUGGUCCAUAUAAACUCUAUUUACACUGCAAUUUGAGAAAUUUUUGUUGCUUAGUUUAUCCAUCAGUGCUGGCAUUUGAAUAUCUCAGUAUUUUUCUUAUUUUUUUCGAUUUUUGCUAGUCAAUAUCUAGAGUGCCUACUGAUUUAGUAUGGUACAAUUUUAGUGUGGGUGCCAUAGAGCCUCUUUUUCUUUGGAAGGUUGAAUGUAUUCAUUUUUUCCUUUUAUGUAAGGUAAUUGUGAAGGAAAUAAAUUUUGUCGUGCAACACAGUCAAUACUCAA